CAUCAGAGGAAGAGGUAUCUAGGAAACCAAAGGAAGCUUUUCCACACCAAGCCUCUCUCCAUCUCAGGUAUUUGGUAUGGGGAUGCGGUUGCAGCCUCGGUGUCUGCAGCUGGACUCCGUACUGCAGACAGUGAGUGUCCUGGAGGCAGUGAUCCGGAGGAGCUUUGGUCCUGAUGGAGGACAGGUGCUGUUCACACGGGACACGGGGCAAACUCUGCUGACACGCCAUGGAACACGCAUCCUCACAGCCCUGCGGGUGGAACACCCGCUGGCCAGGAUGGUGGUGGAGUGUGUGAGGAGACACAGCUCGGUGACAGGAGAUGGCUCCAAGACCUUUGUCCUGCUGCUCGCCUCAUUGCUAAGGGAGAUACAGAAACACACCCGAAAAGCCCGCCAGGAAGGCGCAGGCGCCAAGCGUUUGGCUGAAGCUCUGUUGGCCUUCGGAUUGGACGAGCUCAGUGAUGUCAUCACUGUUGCAGUGGCUCCACAUGGCUCCUCCCUUUCAGACCCACACACCCCAGGACAAACAGACACACACACUCUGUGCCGCCUACUCAGUGCUUUCCUUCACACCCGGAUCAGCCCUACUCAUGCUGAAAUCAUCAGCCAACUGACCUGUGAGCUGCUCUCGCAUUGGAGCUGCCAUGGCGACUUCAUUAACGAACACUUCCCUGCUCUGCACACAGCAGUAUCAGGCUUCCCUAUUGGCUGUUCCCGUCUGCUGGAGGGCCAGGUCAUACAUGCAGAUUUCUCUACACCCCUCCCACUCCGCGACCAUGGACCAAUCAGGGCCCUAGCGGUGACGGAACCCCUAGAACCCAGCCUGCUGAUUGGUGGAACUGUGCUUGAGCUGGGUAGGGCUAAUAGAGAGAUAGAAAGUGUGUGUGUGAGAUUAGGGAGGAGGUUAGACAGUGUGUGUGUCAUUCUACAGCAUCUAGGAGUGUCUCUGCUCCUCUCAUCAGUCAGACAGUCGGAAGCCUUCUUGGCUGCAGUGGGGAGGUAUGGGGUGUGUGUGUUAGAGUGUGUGUGUGAAGACGACCUCACCUUGUUCUCUGUGCUCAGUGGAGCCCAACCUGUCUCAGACUGGGCUGUGAUUGGACAGGAACACGUUGCUACGGUUACCUUCUGCCGGCCGCUGGUGCUGGGAGCUCACAGGUUUGUCAAUGUGGGGUUUCCUAAGGCAGAAGACAGGGGCAGACCCCACAGUCUGGUUGUGUGUGGACUGACCGAGGGCCAGACGGAACAGAGUGUGUGUGCAGUACGAGAUGCUCUACACAUGCUGCAUACUACCUGGGGCCCCAAACACAGGACUAGAGCGACAGAGAGAACGGCACGCACAGACGUGAUGGAGCCUUGUUGUGUCAUUUCCGUGGGCGGGACUUUUGAGUUCCUGUUACACCACACACUCCUACAGCGCAAACACGGACACACACACUCUGUCACACACAGGCACACACACACUCUGUCACACACAGACACGCACACUCCGUCACACACAGACACGCACACUCAGUCAAACGCAGACACACACACUCUGUCACACUUGGACAACCCUGCCGUCUCGGGGAUGCUAGCAGAGGCCCUACUGAGUGUGCCCAGACAAAUCUACUCCCACAAUCCUCGGCACUACCUGGAGGCUCACGCACACACUCUCAGUUGCAUGCGUAACCAUGGUAUCUCUACAGAGCCGCCGGAAAUUAGUGCUGUUCUGGCAGCGGAUGGUUCUAAUAUGGUCCAGGCUGACACUGGGUCAGGGUCUGGGUCAGGGGUAAAGGAGGUGACAGUUUGGUCAAGCUCUGGCUCUAGUUCAGGUGUGGAGUCAGUGUCCUGUAAGUAUCAACUGAUCCUGGCUGUUCUACAGUGUCUCAGGAGUCUACUGUCUGUGGACACUGUACUACACGUUAAUACCUCACACACACUCUCACACGCCUGUCAGAGAGAAGAGGAGGAGGAUGACUGAGAACUCAUACUUGAAUUCCUUUGUGUUUUUGUUUUAUUGUUCAUCCAAAUGUUUCAUAUUCACUUCUUGAAAAAGCCAUCUAUUUGUUUGGUAUGUCUUUGCAGAUGAAUUUGUAUGGUAGUAAAUCUGAUUUUUAUUUGAUGAAAAGGGAGUGUGGUUGUGUU
Oncorhynchus masou masou (cherry salmon) is the source of this 2124-nucleotide messenger RNA. RefSeq names its product Bardet-Biedl syndrome 10 (gene bbs10). The record is from RefSeq and is a predicted model, not a curated record. NCBI's taxonomy places the organism in Eukaryota, Metazoa, Chordata, Actinopteri, Salmoniformes, Salmonidae. Gene Ontology annotation, molecular function: ATP binding; ATP-dependent protein folding chaperone. The coding region runs from base 77 to 1960 and encodes 627 amino acids. The transcript has 4 exons. Gene Ontology annotation, biological process: chaperone-mediated protein complex assembly.